This is a messenger RNA of Antechinus flavipes (yellow-footed antechinus), 4016 nucleotides long. It is a transcript of the gene SLC4A11, whose product is annotated as solute carrier family 4 member 11. Gene Ontology annotation, cellular component: basolateral plasma membrane; plasma membrane. Gene Ontology annotation, molecular function: solute:inorganic anion antiporter activity. The transcript has 21 exons. NCBI's taxonomy places the organism in Eukaryota, Metazoa, Chordata, Mammalia, Dasyuromorphia, Dasyuridae. Gene Ontology annotation, biological process: monoatomic ion homeostasis; monoatomic anion transport; transmembrane transport. Bases 427 to 3171 code for a protein of 914 amino acids. The record is from RefSeq and is a predicted model, not a curated record.
AGAUCUCCCGCCUCCGCCUCCCCGCUCAGCCGGCCUGGAGCUCGGGAGCUCUAGAGCUCGGGUCAGACUGGUGCGAUCGCGGGGCGCUGGAGGAGAGCCGCCGAGUCGCGCGCCGCUGUCCCGGCCCAGAGCCGCCCGGGCGAUGGGCUGACCCGGCAGGCAGGGGCCCAGGACAGCCAGGCGGGUGUUCCACCUCCAGCCGUGCGCGCCCAAGCCCCGAGCGAGGAGCCGCCGACUUCACCCCAAUUCAGAGGCCGAGCUCCCAGUGGCCCCAUUUGCUCUGAUCUUGAGGGACGGUUGAGGAAGCGAGAACCAGCUGCUGCUCACCCCCGUUCCGUGGCCUUGGCUCCGCCGCCUUCGGGGAGUCCGGGCGCCCCAGGCCAACGCACGGGCUGAACCCAGAUAUAUGAGACUCCACCUGCAGCUAUGGCGCAGAAUGGAUACUUCUUUGAAGAAACCGGGAACAACCAGAGCCCACCAAAAUCUCCCUCGGAGGCAUGGCCCCGGGUUCACUUACCGUCGCUUUUGCCUGUGCCCUCCUCCUCUGUCACAGAGGAAAAAAGAAGGGACGGCUCAAGGAGGAGGAGAACGCAUUUAGGAGGCUACCUCAAGUGUGACACGGAGGAUGGCGUCGAGGGAACAGAAGAAGAGCUCUUUGACACCGUCAACUCCUCCAUCGUGUCAGGAGACAGCAUCCGGUUCUUUGUCAACUUCAACCUGGACAUGCAGGCCAACUUGAGCGAGGACGCCAGUUCCGGCUGCGUGCUCCUGCACACCUCCAGGAAGUACCUGAAGUUAAAGAACUUUGAGGAGGAGAUCCGAGCGCACCGCGACCUGGACAGCUUCCUGGCCCGGGCCAGCAUCAUCCUGAACGAGACGGCCACCACGCUGGACGACGUGCUCUGCGAGAUGCUGCGCCGCUUUUCCCAGGACCCAAACAACGCCGAGCCCGGCUUCAACUUCGACCGGAUCAUGGCCACGCUCUUCACUGACUCGGGGACGCCUCGGGAGGGAACUGUGCACCUCCUCUCGGACAUAAUCCAAGGCGUCACGGCCACCUUCACCGGGGUUCAGUACCAGCAGUCCUGGCUCUGCAUCAUCUGCAACAUCAAGUCGCUGCAGCGGCGCCACGUGUGCAUCAGCCGCCUGGAGCGGCCCCAGAACUGGGGCGAGAACUCGUGCGAGGUGCGCUUCGUGAUCCUGGUGAUGGCGCCCCCCAAGACAAAAAGCACCAAGACGGCCACGGAAGUGGCGCGGACCUUCGCCACCAUGUUCUCGGACAUCACCUUCCGCCAGCGGCUCCUGGAGACGCGCACCACGGAGGAGUUCAAGGACGCCCUGGUGCAGCAGAGGCACCUCCUGACGGUUAUCAAGCCGCAGUCGUCGGUGCUCUCCCAGCGCGAGAUCUACACCCCGGUGCGGCCCCGGCAGCACGGAACCAAGGACCUGCAGGUGAGUGCCGGGCCGCGGCGGGAGGCGGGGGAGGGGGGCCAGCCCCGGCUCCCUGCGGACCCACCUCUCCUGCCCUUCCUCCCCGGCCAGUGUCACGACUUCCUGCAGCUGGGCAAGGGGAUCAUGGACGACGUGGCCAGAAGGUUUCCUGUGUACGCUCUGGACUUCACGGAUGGUGUGAUUGGAAGCAACAAGUCUUUGGGGAAGUACCUCACGACCACAAUCUUUCUCUACUUUGCCUGCCUCCUGCCGACCAUUGCCUUCGGUUCCCUCAAUGAUGAGAACACCAAGGGAGUCAUUGAUGUGAAGAAAACGAUCGCCGGCCAGAGCAUCGGCGGCCUCCUGUAUGCGCUGUUUUCGGGGCAGCCCUUGGUGGUGCUGCUGACCACGGCACCGCUGGCCCUCUACAUCCACGUCAUCCGUGGCAUCUGUGACGACUACAACCUGGAUUUUCACGCCUUCUACGCCUGGACCGGGCUGUGGAACAGCUUCUUCCUGGCGGUCUAUGCCAUCUUCAACUUGAGUCUUCUCAUGAAGGUUUUCAAGAGAUCCACAGAGGAGAUCAUCGCGCUCUUCAUUUCCAUCACCUUUGUGCUGGAUGCCGUCAAGGGCAUGGUCAAAAUCUUCCAGAAGUACUACUUCGGUGCACACGUGAGCGAGUACGGGGAAGCGCACCUCUCCCCGGCCGAGCUGAGCCUUAACAGCAGCAUCCUGAUGAACUCUUCGCACUCGGCGGACGGCGACGGGGAGCCUCCGGGCCGGGAGACGGCCCUCCUGAGCCUCAUGCUCAUGCUGGGCACCGUCUGGCUGGGUCACACGCUGUACCAGUUCAAGAAGAGCCCGUACCUCCACGGCCGAGUGCGGGAGGCCCUGUCGGACUGCGCGCUGCCCAUCUCGGUGCUCACCUUCUCCAUCGUGGGCUCCUUUGUCUUCCACGGAAUUAAGAUGUCCAAGUUCAGCUACAACCCCAGCGAGAGCCUGUUUGAGCUGGCAAAGGUGCAGUCGCUGUCCUUGGGCGCCGUGGGCAGCGCCAUGGGCCUGGGCUUCCUCCUCUCCAUGCUCUUCUUCAUCGAGCAGAAUCUGGUCGCUGCCUUGGCCAAUGCCCCAGAGAACAGGCUGGUGAAGGGCACAGCCUACCACUGGGACCUGCUGCUGAUCGCCUUGAUCAACAUGGGGCUCUCUCUGUUCGGCCUGCCCUGGCUGCACGCGGCCUACCCCCACUCGCCGCUGCACGUGCGGGCGCUGGCCUUUGUGGAGGAGCGAGUGGAGUUCGGGCACAUCUGUGAGACGAUCGUGAGUGUGAAGGAGACGCGCCUGACCACGCUGGGGGCCAGCAUCCUGGUGGGGCUGUCGCUGCUGCUGCUGCCCUUCCCCCUGCAGUCCAUCCCCAAGGCCGUGCUCUACGGGCUCUUCCUCUACAUCGCCCUCACCUCCCUCGACAACAGCCAGCUCUGCGAGAGGAUCGCCCUCCUCCUCAAGGAGCAGACAGCGUACCCCCCCACGCACUACAUUCGCCGGGUGCCGCAGAGGAAGAUCCACUACUUCACAGGCCUGCAAGUGCUCCAGCUGCUGCUGCUCUGUGCCUUUGGCAUGUCGUCCCUGCCCUACAUGAAGAUGAUCUUCCCCCUCAUCAUGAUUGCCAUGAUUCCCAUCCGGUACAUCCUGAUGCCCCGAAUCAUUGAAGCCAAAUAUUUAGAUGCCAUGGAUGCAGAGCACUGAGGAGCCCCUGACCCAAGUCUUGGCCUCCGCCCUCGGGCGCCCCGCUGCCCUGGCUCAGGUGGAGCUGCGCUGCUUCGCUUCUCUGCCCACCCUCCCAUCCUGAGCCCCUCGAGUCUCUACCUCUGUCUCUGAUUCUUUUCCACAGCUGAUUUUCUCUUUGUAUCUGUCCCUCCCCAAGGGCUUUGCUUCCCAGGGUUCCCCGAGGCCAGGCUGCUCUAGGGGGCGCUGGGAGGGACGGGCCUUCCUCUGCCUCUGCUCCCCUCCCCCCUCCCAGCCCCCAGCCCGGGAGUAAGGCUUUGGGCAGCUCAUGUGAGUUAAGUCCCCAUGUGGCAGAGAGCGGGGGCGCCAGCGGGCCCAGCGGUCAGGGCGCCAUCCUGGGCCCUCGCGCUGCGGCUGCAUGGGCGCACUGCGCCCGAAGGGUUUUUGCCUUUGACAAUCAGUUAUGCUUCCCAUCAUUUGGGCUUGGCCACGCAUGCACAUCCUACUUUCCUUGGGCUCCUGGGUGAACGUCCCUCAGUCCUGCAGGCCCAGGCCGAGGGGGUUCCCCUCCCCUCCCCUCCCCUCUGGACAGGGAGAGGGAAACCCCAGCCAGAGUAGUAUUUCCUGGCAGCACAGGCUGGUGGGCUCCGUGCAAGCACAUGUGCGCGUACCCUCCACCCUCUCAUAGGAGCAGGGGCUGGGCCCAAGAACUAGGUCUCCCAUUGCAGGCCUGGGGGACUCCAAGCUGAGCAGUGUGGAUUUUCUUUUGAUAAAAGAGUCACUACUGGAAGAGAAAUGAUUUCCUUGAUUGUAUAAGGAACUCGCUGUGAGCAUUGCAGAGAAUAAAGCUUGUUUCUACACUUCUA